This is a messenger RNA of Pieris macdunnoughi, 432 nucleotides long. The record is from the annotation of a GenBank genome assembly. NCBI's taxonomy places the organism in Eukaryota, Metazoa, Arthropoda, Insecta, Lepidoptera, Pieridae.
AUGGCUAGUGGUGAUACACCAAUGCACAAGCAGAACAUGACGUUCGCUCGCUCUAAACUCCCUAUUAUUGGGGCAUUUGUUGACUAUGUAAAUACAAGUAUCGAAUAUAUUCGUACCAAAAGUUUCACGCGUGCCGAAAGACUACAGGCAAGUGCCUCUACCCAUGCGUUGUCUGCUACCUUUAUCGCGUUCGUAUGCCUGUCAUUGGGAAUGGUCAGUAAUGUUAAAUUUGAAGUGGUUACUUUCGAUGAAGAACCGUUAGCAAAUGACCUGCACUUCAUUUUAAUGAGCAAAGUGGAUAAACUGUAUGUCGAUGAUAUAGAUGUUUCAAGGGUUUUGUGGUGUAUCGAAGCAUCAGACACAGUUGUUAUAUUAUUCAGCACACUGCUGAUCUGGAACACUGGAAAUGUGGUGAUUAUAAAAUUUCAAUAA